Messenger RNA from Acanthosepion pharaonis, 597 nucleotides. The record is from the annotation of a GenBank genome assembly. Lineage: Eukaryota; Metazoa; Mollusca; Cephalopoda; Sepiida; Sepiidae.
AUGCCUGCCACACGUGGCGCAUUUCUAUCUAUCUAUCUAUCUAUCUAUCUAUCUAUCUAUCUAUCUAUCUAUCUAUCAAUCUAUCUCACGUCUUUCUCUUUCUUUCUGUCUGUCUGUCUGCCUGUCUCUCUCUCUCUCUUUCUCUCUCUCUCUCUCUCUCUUUUUUUCCUAUCUAUCUAUCUAUCUAUCUAUCUAUCUAUCUAUCUAUCUAUCUAUCUAUCUCAAUCAGUUCAUAUCUAUCUAUCUCAAUCGAUUAAUAUCUAUCUGUUCAUACCUAUCUAUGUAUCUGAAUCUAUUCAUAUCUAUCUGUCUGUUCAUAUCUAUAUAUCUAUCUAUCCAUCUAUCUAUCUAAAUCUGCUCAAAUCUAUUUCAAACUAUUCAUAUCUAUCUAUCUCAGUCUGUUCAUACGUAUCUAUGUAUCUGAAUUUAUUCAUAUCUAUCUAUCUAUCUAUCUAUCUAUCUAUCUAUCUAUCUAUCUAUCUAUCUAUCUAUACUAAAUACAUUAACUGUUUUUUUUUAAUCCACGCAAAUCAUAUGAAAAAUAUAUUUGAUGUCUUCUUUUGUUUGAUGCCAAAAACGAUUGGCGCAGAUUCGUAA